Molecule: messenger RNA, 798 nt
Organism: Mustela erminea (ermine)
Lineage: Eukaryota; Metazoa; Chordata; Mammalia; Carnivora; Mustelidae
Product: palladin-like
Exons: 6
Coding region: 1-798 (265 amino acids)
Source: RefSeq, a predicted model, not a curated record
AUGCCAAAUGAAUACAGUGAGGCAUUUCUAUCAAAGCUGCCUCUAAUCUUUCUUUCACUGUACUGUGUUUGGUUUUGUUUCUGUAACAGGAUAAAAAAGAAAACCACUAGAGUUUCUCUGACCAUCAGUUCCCUGGUUAACGAAACCUCCAACAUCAGAUCAAGUUAUUCUACCUUAGUUCAACCAUUGUGUAUUGACCCCCAAAGGAUGCAGAGUCCCUGCAGCAGCCUGUCGGGAUCCACCUGUAUUGCCGCCCCUAUGUUCACCAAGCACCUUCAAGACAUUUCGACAACCAGCGGUCAGUUUGUUGCAUUUGAAUGCCGAGUCCAGGCAACAACCACAGUUCAAAUUCACUGGUACAGAGAAAAAGAGCAGAUAGCAGACUCUGAGGACUUCCAGAUUCUGAGGAGAAAGGCUUCUUUAUCAUCCAUUCCCGAGGAAGUCUGCACCUUGAAUAUCACAGAAGCAUUUCCUGAAGACUCUGGGGAAUUCAAGUGCAUUGCAGAAAAUGAGGCUGGGACUGCAGUCUCCACAGCAAGACUCUUUGUUUCCCCAGGAGGAAAAGAAGUACAGAAAUCAGAGAGUUCUUCAAAGUCACCCAUGAGCAAACUUGCUCCAAAACUGGCCUCUUUUCCCUGGAGCAGUGAUAGCCACACAAAGGACAAAAAACCAGAUGAUACCCCAAUGGACAUUAUUUCUACUAUUCCUGAACCAGGCCGUCACAGUGAACAUGAGAUCCAGGUUCCAAAGGAGGAUUUCUCCAAUGAAAAUUCCUCUGAGCUACAACCACAAUGGUAA